UUGUUCUCUCUGCAGGCUGCCGGCCGCCCAGAGGAGACUGCUGAGCCCCGGGCCAUGGUCCCUUCUCGCAGGACGUGGAACCUGGGAGCCACGCCCUCGCUGCUCGGCCUGUGGAGAGUGGGCUGGGCCGGGGAGCCUGAGCCUGGGAUGGCUCGCCCCGCCCCAGCCAGCCCGGCUGCCCGCCCUUUCCCACACACCGGCCCGGGGAGGUUGAGAACUGGGCGUGGAAAAGACACCCCUGCUGGUGGCGACGAGGACUCCAGUGCCCGCAGUGCAGCUCGCCCGGCCCUGGCUCAGUGCCGAGCCCUCAGCGUGGACUGGGCUGGCCCCGGGAGCCCCCACAGGCUCUAUCUGACCGUGCAGCAGGCCCUGCAGGACAAAGGGUGCGAGAGCAAGAGUAAGGGGACGAAGGAAGAGAAGCUCCUGAAGAGGCAGGCGCCGGCCCCCCGGCGGGACCGGGAGGCCCGGGAAGCUGGUGGCACCAUGAAUAUAGAGAAAACAGGUGGGCGGCUCUUUGGCGGCGGGAGGUGCUCGAGCCUGUCGGGGCCGCCAGGUGCGGCCCCCAUGGUGCAUAGGAUGGUGGAGGCCAUGUCCCAGCUGCAGGAGGAGAAAGCCCAGCUGCAGGAGGAGCUGGCGGCCCUACGGGAGAGGCUGGCCCUCCGCGACAGUGACCAGCAAGCCACAGCCACCCAGCUGCAGAACCAGGUGGAGAACCUGAAGGAGAAGCUCAUUAGCCAGGCCCAGGAAGUGAGCCGCCUGCGGUCAGAGCUGGGAGGCACCGACCUGGAGAAGCACCGGGACCUGCUGAUGGUGGAGAACGAGCGACUGAGGCAGGAGAUGCGGCGCUGCGAGGCCGAGCUGCAGGAGCUGCGGGCGAAGCCGGCGGCCCCCUGCACGGGCUGCGAGCACAGCCAGGAGAGCGCCCAGCUCCGCGACAAGCUGUCCCAGCUCCAGCUGGAGGUGGCGGAGAACAAAGGCAUGCUGUCGGAGCUGAACCUGGAGGUGCAGCAGAAGACCGACCGGCUGGCCGAGGUGGAGCUGCGGCUCAAGGACUGCCUGGCUGAGAAGGCGCAGGAGGAGGAGCGGCUGAGCCGGCGCCUGCGUGACAGCCACGAGACUAUCGCCAGCCUGCGGGCCCAGUCGCCGCCCGUCAAGUAUGUCAUCAAGACGGUGGAGGUGGAGUCGUCCAAGACCACGCAGGCCCUCAGCGAGUCCCAGGCCCACAACCAGCACCUGCAGGAGCAGGUGGCCAUGCAGAGGCAGGUGCUGAAGGAGAUGGAGCAGCAGCUGCAGAGCGCGCACCAGCUGACUGCACAGCUCCGGGCGCAGAUCGCCAUGUACGAGGCGGAGCUGGAGCGGGCCCACGGGCAGAUGCUGGAGGAGAUGCAGUCCCUGGAGGAGGACAAGAACCGGGCCAUCGAGGAGGCCUUCGCCAGAGCCCAGGUGGAGAUGAAGGCCGUGCACGAGAACCUGGCAGGCGUCCGGACCAACCUGCUGACACUGCAGCCGGCGCUGCGGACCCUCACCAACGACUACAACGGGCUCAAGCGGCAGGUGCGCGGCUUCCCCCUGCUGCUGCAGGAGGCCCUCAAGAGCGUCAAGGCCGAGAUCGGCCAGGCCAUCGAGGAGGUCAACGGCAACAACCAGGAGCUGCUGCGCAAGUACCGCCGGGAGCUGCAGCUGCGCAAGAAGUGCCACAACGAGCUCGUGCGGCUGAAAGGGAACAUCCGGGUGAUUGCUCGUGUCCGGCCAGUCACCAAAGAGGACGGGGAAGGACCUGAGGCGACCAAUGCGGUGACCUUCGAUCCCGACGAUGACUCCAUCAUCCACCUGCUGCACAGAGGAAAGCCUGUGUCCUUUGAGCUGGACAAGGUCUUCUCCCCGCGGGCCUCACAGCAGGAUGUGUUCCAGGAGGUGCAGGCCCUGAUCACCUCCUGCAUCGACGGCUUCAAUGUCUGCAUCUUCGCCUAUGGUCAGACGGGCGCCGGCAAGACGUACACAAUGGAGGGGACCCCUGAGAACCCAGGCAUCAACCAGCGGGCCCUGCAGCUGCUCUUUUCUGAGGUGCAGGAGAAGGCGUCUGACUGGGAGUACACCAUCACCGUCAGCGCGGCCGAGAUCUACAAUGAGGCCCUCAGGGACCUGCUGGGGCAGGAGCCCCAGGAGAAGCUGGAGAUCCGGCUGUGCCCGGACGGCAGCGGGCAGCUGUACGUGCCGGGGCUGACGGAGUUCCGGGUGCAGAGCGUGGACGACAUCAACAAGGUGUUUGAGUUCGGCCACACCAACCGCACAACGGAGUUCACCAACCUGAAUGAGCACAGCUCCCGCUCGCACGCCCUGCUCAUCGUGACGGUGCGCGGUGUGGACUGCAGCACGGGCCUCCGCACCACGGGGAAGCUCAACCUGGUGGACCUGGCUGGCUCGGAGCGCGUGGGCAAGUCGGGGGCCGAGGGCAGCCGCCUGCGGGAGGCGCAGCACAUCAACAAGUCCCUGUCAGCCCUGGGGGACGUCAUUGCUGCCCUGCGCUCCCGCCAGGGUCACGUGCCCUUCCGCAACUCCAAACUCACCUACCUGCUGCAGGACUCGCUCAGCGGGGACAGCAAGACCCUCAUGGUGGUGCAGGUGUCCCCCGUGGAGAAGAACACCAGCGAGACGCUCUACUCCCUCAAGUUUGCUGAGAGGGUCCGCUCUGUGGAGCUGGGCCCCGGGUCCCGCAGGGCAGAGCUCGGGUCCUGGUCCAGCCAGGAGCAUCUGGAGUGGGAGCCAGCUUGUCAGACGCCGCAGCCCGCAGCACGAGCCCAUUCGGCACCCGGCUCUGGGACCACUAGCCGCCCAGGCUCCAUCCGGAGGAAGCUGCAGCCCUCAGCCUGACGGCUGGGGCUGCAGAGUCUCCAGGGAAGUCAAGGCCGGUGCCGGUGUGAUGGACGUGUCCACCCUGCUGGACGAGGAACUGGGUCCUGAGGCCUCGCUGGCCUGUUUCUGCUGCAACUCUGGGAGCUGGGGAGGUGGAGGCCUGAGUGGAGGCUCCUCUUCUGCUCCGUCUCCCCUCAGAGAUGAGAAACAUGUUCAGAAGGAAAUGGUGUCUCGGCUGUGGCUCUGGGUGCAGGUGGCAUGGGCCAUAUGGGCAGGGAUGGCCGCUCCACCUGGAGGCCCGGGCCGUCCGAGUGGGCCCUAGUGGGGAGGGCAGG
Messenger RNA from Ceratotherium simum simum (southern white rhinoceros), 3188 nucleotides. It is a transcript of the gene KIFC3, whose product is annotated as kinesin family member C3. Lineage: Eukaryota; Metazoa; Chordata; Mammalia; Perissodactyla; Rhinocerotidae. Gene Ontology annotation, cellular component: microtubule cytoskeleton. Gene Ontology annotation, molecular function: microtubule motor activity; ATP binding; microtubule binding. Gene Ontology annotation, biological process: microtubule-based movement. The record is from RefSeq and is a predicted model, not a curated record.